AUGACAGACCCAAAUAGACAAGCUGACGCGCUGCUCACCGAGCACUUUCAAUACACACCUCUGUCUCUCAUCGACGACAUAAUCAACGCCGUAAACACCAUCAUCUACCAAGCAAUCGAAGCCUUAGAGAACGGCCUCCUCUCGAUACCCCCGAAGCAGCUGGGCUUUGCGCGCCAUCAGAGCCCCUCCACCAUAUCGAUACCUGACACUGAUGGCGACGGCAAUGUCGAAUACCCUGAAGCGACAACCGAGCUCGAGAAUGGCGUACAUCAGCUUGAGACGCUACUGGAAUCUACAGUCGACAAGUCGUUUGAUAAGUUUGAGAUUUACACCUUGAGGAACAUCCUGACUAUUCCCGAUGAUUUGUCGCCGUGGAUGCGGUUGGCGCAUUAUGAAGACAUCCAGCUUCCGAUCUCGUCUUCCGCCCCAACGCCGGAAUCCAUCCUCCUCCUUCGGCGCAAACUCCAGGAGACCCGCAAGUUGAACCUCGCGCUCCGCUCUACACACGCCCGGAACGCAACGCUCAUUUCCCAACUCAAUACCUUGCUCUCCCCUCCCACCGCCGCAGAUGGUCCCUCACUCGCGUUCCUCACAUCCCACACCAACCCCGCGGCUCAGUCUCUCAAUCUCUCGUUCUCGCCCUCGUCUAAAGACACGACGCCCCUUACGACAAAUGCGCAGUUCGCUACAUCUCAAUUGCCUGCGCUGAAGAAACUAGUGGCGGAACUGCGGCCCAAGAUGCAGGAAGUCAGAGAGGGGCCAGGUGGUAAAGUGGAUUGGGAUGGGGAGAGAGAAAAGAGGAGGGCGUAUAUUGAAAGUGGGGUCAGGAGGCAUGUAGGGGUUGGGAGAGAGAAUGGGGAAGCUGUGGGAGGUGAAAUAAGGGCGAGGGACGAGGUAGAGGGGUUGGAGGCUGUGGUCGGAGCUCUGGGGCAAGGGUCGAGGAUGGAAGAAUAG
Molecule: messenger RNA, 954 nt
Organism: Letharia columbiana
Lineage: Eukaryota; Fungi; Ascomycota; Lecanoromycetes; Lecanorales; Parmeliaceae
Exons: 3
Coding region: 1-954 (317 amino acids)
Biological process (GO): mitotic sister chromatid segregation; kinetochore assembly; protein localization to kinetochore
Cellular component (GO): chromosome, centromeric region; nucleus
Source: RefSeq, a predicted model, not a curated record